Messenger RNA from Elaeis guineensis (African oil palm), 739 nucleotides. RefSeq lists its product as uncharacterized. NCBI's taxonomy places the organism in Eukaryota, Viridiplantae, Streptophyta, Magnoliopsida, Arecales, Arecaceae. The record is from RefSeq and is a predicted model, not a curated record.
CUUUCCCCUUCUACUCCCUUCUUUAUACUCCCCACUCCAGACCUCAAUAUUCACUCCCAAAGCAACUCUCUCCCCUUCCCCAUCCUUGUCCUAUCUUGGUCUCAGUAGCCAGUGUUUAUCUGGUGAUCACGGGUGGUUUAAUCUGAUCAUGGGUGACUCCUCGUCAGCUUCCUACAUCCGAAUGGUGCAACAUCUGAUCGAGAAGUGCCUUCUCUUCCACAUGAAUAAGCAAGAGUGCGUGGAUGCCCUCUCCAAGCAUGCUAACAUUAAGCCUGUCAUCACGUCUACAGUAUGGACGGAGUUGGUGAAGGAGAACAAGGAGUUCUUCGAGGCGUACAAUCGAGAGAGGGAGGAGUGGUUGUCGGAGAUGGAGACAAUGCAAAGGAUUCAAAAGAUGCUGGCCGAGAUCGCUGCCAGAGACUCCAACGACGAAGAGUAGCAGAUACCAUCCCUUCAUGAUCGACCUCCAAUUAAAGUCUUCCGAACAAGUCUAUUAAUGUCUACUACUACUGAAGAUAGUGGCAGCAAGUUUGUAAAUUCCACCACAGGACUAGGGUGGACAAGUAAUUAAAUAAAGCUUCGAAAUUAUUCUAGUCAAUGUUGGGGGAGGGCUUGGGGUUGGAAUGCACGGGGUGGUGUUCUUUUAUAUAUGUACAGGUGGCAGCACGAGGACUCUUGGGUCCAUCAUGACGUGUAAGUUUUAUGGAACUUGAUAUAUAUUUUUUCCUUUGGAUUGACA